Bacillus rossius redtenbacheri is the source of this 4143-nucleotide messenger RNA. Its product is annotated as ubiquitin-conjugating enzyme E2 R2. Gene Ontology annotation, molecular function: ubiquitin conjugating enzyme activity. The record is from RefSeq and is a predicted model, not a curated record. The transcript has 5 exons. Gene Ontology annotation, biological process: ubiquitin-dependent protein catabolic process; protein polyubiquitination. The coding region runs from base 448 to 1173 and encodes 241 amino acids. NCBI's taxonomy places the organism in Eukaryota, Metazoa, Arthropoda, Insecta, Phasmatodea, Bacillidae.
AGUACAAUUGUCAUUUUGUAGAUAGCGUGGUAUGAUCGUUUGUAUUUCGUAUGUGGAGGGGAUUAAAAAAAAAAAAAAAAAGUCAUAUGAUGCGUAUCUUAUGCAGCUGACGGGACAGAGAUUGGACUGGUCUGACAGCUGAGCAGGUUGUUGUUGUGUGAGGAGGGUUGUGUGAUUUGGCAGUGUGGUGUGCAGGUUUGAGGGGGUCGUUCGUGUAGCGGGAACUUCAUGCGUAUGGGUGAAUACAACAUCAAUAAAACACUUCAUCUGAAGUAGUGACUAAGACAAUUGAAGUGAUUACGAGAGUUUUAACAUUCUUACUUCGAAAGACGUCUUCUGGCGCAGCACAACAUUUGUUAAUAGAAGCGCUGAUCUGGGCUUACCUCACUGCGGGAGUUAGCCCAGGUAAUUUAGUACUUUUGUAACGAAAACUUUUGACAUCGAGCGAUGGCGCAGCAACCUACGAGUAGUGCUCUGCGUGCCCUCGCGUUGGAAUACAAAAGUUUGUUGGACGAGCCAGUUGAAGGAUUUCGCGUAAAACUUGUUCACGAUGACAAUUUGUUCGAGUGGGAGGUAGCAAUAUUUGGACCUCCAGACACACUGUAUCAAGGAGGAUAUUUUAAGGCGCACAUGAAGUUCCCGGCAGACUACCCGUACUCGCCGCCCAGUAUACGGUUCCUCACCAAGGUGUGGCACCCCAACGUGUACGAGAACGGGGACCUGUGCAUCUCCAUCCUGCAUCCCCCGGUGGACGACCCCCAGAGCGGAGAGCUGCCGUGCGAGAGGUGGAACCCCACACAGAACGUCAGGACCAUCCUGCUGUCGGUGAUCUCCCUGCUCAACGAGCCCAACACCUUCAGUCCAGCCAACGUGGAUGCCUCUGUCAUGUACCGGCGCUGGAGGGAGUCGCGGGGCAAGGACAAGGAGUACGAGAACAUCAUCAGGAAGCAGGUGUCGGCGGCGCGGCUGGAGGCGGAGAAGGACGGCGUCGUGGUGCCCAUCACGCUCGAGGACUACUGCAUCAAGACGCGCGUCAAGCAGCCCGAGCACUCCGACAUGGCCGACUUCUACGACGACGACUACGACCUGGACGACGACGACGACGAGGGCGACUACGACGACUCGGACGCCGACUACGACGACGGCGACGACAGCGGCAAUGGCGAGUCGUGAUCUCGGCCGCCCCCCGCCUGAGCCCCACCCCCCCGCGGAGUGCCCGGGACCGAGUGAGUCGCGUCGGGAGUGAACUCUUGGACCGUCGCGCUACCUUCGUCGUCGGCUACGCAGCUCAUGAUGUUUCAACUUAUGUUUCUCCUCUCCUUCAGUGUGAUGUAGAGUCCGUAGUUAGCGUUUUGUAAAUAUUGUUUUUUUUUUUGCACCGCCCUUGCGGGGUGCCGGUUUUACCAAAUAGCUUAACUUUUUUAAUAGAUUUUAGAGGAACGCGAAAGUGAAAUUGAAAGUGUGGAUUCAAAGCUUCAAGUUCUUUAAAUGGUGAUUGUAUUUGUCUGCAAAAAAAAUAUUGUCUUGAUUAAAAAAAAUGUAUUUGUGAGCUUUGGUGUAGUUUACCAGAUAGACUAUGCAAACUCUUUUAAAAAAUCUGUCAUUGGGGCCUUGACAAGAGGAUUUGAGGAAAUGUGAAGAGGUGAUGUCUAAGAGUCAUUUCUUUCAGACAGCAUUUCACAUUAAGGUCUUGCAAAAAGUGAAUAUUCUUAUAGUAGAUAAAAAAUAUCCAUGUGUUAAGUAAGCAUAGCAUACACAAGAAUGCAGGUCACAAACUGGAGCCUAUUUUGUUCUUCUUGAGCACAAUUGCAAGUAUGCAUGAGAUAAGCAAGACAUGAACUUGCUCUUGACCACAAAUUCAGAAGUGACUUUAUGCCUGGAGUUUAAUUUUAAAAGAGAGAUUCUUUUUUGUAAUAUGUGAAUUUGAGGUUUUUGCAUCUUGCUGUAUAUAAUUACUUAAGAGAACAAAAUAACUUAAAAUUAACACUGAAUGUGUAUAGCUCUGUUGUCACAUCCAAAAAUUGUGAAUUCUAUAUGAAGUUACAAAUACUGAACUCAUAAUACUAAAUAUUUUGUAUACUUACUUUGAAUCAAUAUGGUCAGUAUAGUUCUAUUGGAGAUUGUAUGUAUUUGUGUACUGAAAACUUACUAUCAGAAGUUUAGUCAAUGUUAUUUUCAGACUGUAUUACAUAAUACUUAAUCCAGCAAGACUGCAACCGUCCAGUUGGGAAUUUUAUUUUGUGUAUAACUCAUUUAUUGUAUUUGGUGACAUUAUUUUGAAAAGUUUUUGGAGAUUGCUUUUAAGUACACUAAAAAAAAUUAAAUUGCAGUCAGCUCCCCAAAAAACACAAUCACAAAUAUUUCCCAGCGUUGAGUACUGUAGUUCAAUUGGCCUGUUCUAUACAGUAUGCUUGUUUGUAUGUCUUUAAAAGUAUUAGAUUUCAUGAGGUCACAGUUAUUUGAAUGCUAAUUUUUGUAAGAAAUUCAUGUAAAAUAAAUUUUGUGUAAACAAAUAUUUUAGAAAUGCUCAAGUUGUCUUCUGAUAACAAUGCAGUAUGCCAUGUUAGCCAAGCAAUUAUAUUAGUUGUAUACAGAAUGUCCAGCAUAAGGGAAAACUGGGAAAAGCCAGGGAAAUACACUGGCCAAAAAAAUAAUUAGGGGUUCAGUCAAAAAUUAGGAUCCAACAGACAUAAUUAUAUGAUCACACAAAAAGAAUUAGGGUGUCGGACAAGCUGUGUUUUCAGUAGCAGUACUAUCGACAGUCCGUCAGAACAGGGGGCAGAAUGCAGUUCUACUGCAACGUGCCUUGCAGGAUGCAGGGUGUCGUCUCAAACUGGCCAUAAUAGUCUUCAUGCAGGUGACCUCUAUGGCAUAGGCUCAUCAUUGCUAGCACUGCACAGUCUGUUAAUACUGGGCGGAGGAACAGUAUGGAUGGGAGCAUGCCAAUUGGAUAUUAGUUCUGUUCUCCGAGUGGCAAUUAAGUGUGGAAACUGAUAAUCGACGUAUUCUCAUCUGGAGUGAACGUGAAAACCUAUACAACGCAGCGAGGCUCUGGUAUUAAUCCUCUUAUUAUUUUUGUCUGAUCCCUCUAUUUUGACUAAUUUAAAUUAAUGUUAACUAGGGAAUACUCAUCAGGUAUCACCAACCCACUAGCUUCCCCACGCAUAUUGUAUUUGGGUUCAGUUUUUGUUGCAAUGCUGGUAUGCCAAGAAUUUUCGCUAAACAGAGUUGUAUUUUUCGGCAUGUGAGGCUAAACACUGUGAUUGUGCCGCAGAGUGUGAUGUAGGAAGCAUCAGUUUGUGCAUAGUUUUUAUGUUUCUUGUUUGUGUGUCGACAGUUUUGUUACAACAUUGAAGAAUAUGUAAGGAAUUUGUGACUAUGGCAGUGUUGGGAAGUAAUAAAAACAUUUAUAUGGACGUUUUCCAUAAAUAUUUUGGUCCUGGAAAAAGUCGGGGAAUUCUUUUUGUGGGUUUGCUGGACAUUCUGUUAUAAAAAAAGAAGUCAUGAUGCUGGCAUUAGAGAAGGAAAAAAGACUGUAAAUAUACAAAUGCACUUGUACGUGUGCAACCAUGAAAUUCACACAGUUACAUGGGACAGUGGUUUUUGGGAGCACAACUAGGCUAAAAUGUGCAAUGUUGUUUGGAAUCUUUUGGUCGAGUGACAAACUAGCAGUGGUUGAAACACCAGUACUUAUCUAAAAAGAAAAAUCUCUUAAGUUUCUUACUUAAAACAUGUUUUGUCCUGUAUACAUGCAUGAUUUUUAGACUAGACAUUAUACAUAUUUUAUGUAGUUGGUUAAAAGUCAUUGAUUAAAAUGGGGGGUGGGCCAGUUUCCAAUGUGAAAUGGUAAAAAAAAAAAAAAAAAAAAAACACACACACAUUAGGUGUUAGAGAAUAUUAUUGCUUUAUCGGGAUUCGAACUGGAAUCACAUGUUUAGUGUCUUGCCAUGCCACCUUCUUGCUUUCUUUGCGUCCUGAAAGUCUCGGAGCAACUACUUUGGGAGGCUUAGGGGAAGAGAAUAUCCAAGGGUUUUGUAAGCUUGCUAGCGGAAAUAAGCCUUAACCCCUUGGUAUUAUUGGACAGCCAAGGCAAAGAUGGAGUAGUAGUGUAAUGUAUUUUCUUCAAUAAACUAUUGAAACUGA